Molecule: messenger RNA, 2034 nt
Organism: Microtus oregoni (creeping vole)
Lineage: Eukaryota; Metazoa; Chordata; Mammalia; Rodentia; Cricetidae
Product: interferon-induced protein with tetratricopeptide repeats 1-like
Exons: 2
Coding region: 1-1434 (477 amino acids)
Biological process (GO): defense response to virus
Cellular component (GO): cytosol
Molecular function (GO): protein binding; RNA binding
Source: RefSeq, a predicted model, not a curated record
AUGGACCCAGACAAGGCCCUUGCAGGCCACCCUGACCACAAAUGUCACUAUGGCCUCAGAGAGAAUGCGGGUACUGAUCAGGUCAAGGAGAAUCUCCUUCAGCUGAGCUGUCACUUCACGUGGAGCUUGCUGUUUGAAGAUGCUGACAUACCUGAUUUGGAAAUGAGAAUCUCGGAGGAGGUCGAGUUCCUAGACAUCAUGAGCCCAGUGAGGAUGCACAACCUCCUGGCCUACGUGAGACACCGGAAAGGCCAGCAUGAGGAAGCCCUGCAGAGCCUGAGAGAAGCAGAAGCCUUGGCUAGGAGAGAGCAGUUGGGCAAGAAAAUGCUGGUGACCUGGGGCAACUGUGCCUGGGUGCAUUACCACAUAGGCAGCUUGGCAGAAGCCCAGAGCUACCUGGACAAGGUGGAGAAUGCGUGCAAGGACGUUGCAAAUCCCUUCCGCUACAGGAUGGAGUGUGCCGAGAUGCACUGUGAGGAAGGCUGGGCCUUGCUGAAGUGUGGAGGACGGAAUUGUAGACGAGCCCUGGCCUGCUUUGCAAAAGCUCUGAAAACUGAGCCUGAAAACCCCGAAUACAGCAUUGGCUAUGCUGUCGCCGCCUAUCGUGAAGACAAUGAUGACAAUAAUGUAUCUCUGGAACCACUAAGGAAGGCUGUUAGGUUAAAUCCAGCAGAUCCAUAUAUUAAAGUUUAUCUUGCCCUGAAACUUCAGAGUGUAGGAGAAAAUGACGAAGCAGAAAGACACAUUGAAGAAGCCCUCAGUAGCGAGUCCUGUCGAACCUAUGUCUUUCGUCAUGCAGCCAAGUAUUACCGCAAUAAAGGCUGCAUAGACCAAGCUCUCCAACUACUAAAGCAGGCCUUGGAAUCAUCAGGUGACUCUGGCUACCUGCAUUUCCAAAUAGGGCUCUGUUACAAGCAACAAAUGAUCCAACUGAAGACUGAGCCUGGUGAGCGGGACAGCAUGGAGGAAAAGGCACAACUGGCCAUCUGUGAAUUUCAGAAGACUGUGGAUCUGAGGCCCACGUUUGAGAUGGCUUAUGUUUGCAUGGCUGAAGUACAGGCAGACAUUCGCCAAUAUGAAGAAGCUGAGGCAAAUUUCCAGAUAGCGCUGAACAUGCAGAACCUUAGGGGGCACAUAAAGCAGGAUAUUCAUUUCCGCUAUGGCCGUUACCAGUUAUUUCAUCAAAAAUCAGAGGACAUGGCGAUCACCCACUACUUAAAAGGUCUACAAAUAGAAGAACCGUCCUAUGCCUGGAGGAAACUACUCAUAGCUUUGGAGAAAGUGGCUGACAAAAGAAUUGAAAAGGAUGUUCGACUUGUGGAGAGCAUCAGCCUCCUUGGGUUAGUCCACAAGCUGAGAGGGAACAUGCAAGAGUCCCUGAUGUACUAUGAGCAGGCUCUGAGGCUCACUGGGGAGAUGAACCCUGAGUUCUGAAUGCAGCUCAGCUCUACGAAGAUAAUGUACUCAUCACUGAGGUUCCAUCCCUCCUAACUGACUGCUUUCCCCAGAACUGCAUUCUUGCUGGAAUCCAAGUACCUAAAUGCAAUGGCUCCUGCCACCUCUUUCUCACCCUCAUUGUCCUAUCUAGAAGGAACUUCUGUCCCCACAACACCUGCUCACUUAAUGGUCAGGACUGAUUCCUGCUGUGCUGGACCCUUCGAGCCCUGUGACAAACCUUAUCCUUUACGCCUGUGCUAUGAGAAAGAAAGUCUUCAUUGUCUGCCUGCCAGUGUCCCCGACAAAGAAUUCUUCUCCAAUUAGGAUUCUUUCAGGUCAUCAGGAUCUCUUACUAUAGUACAACCUCAGAGCAAAAGAGAUGAACAAAGGAGAGAGUUUUAAAGCAGGAACGCUCUCACAGUCCUGGACACCCAUUCACAGCUAAUGAAAGACUUGAGUGUGGGGACAGUAAUGCAAGGAAACCUUGCUGAACCUUACAGACUGAAGAUGACAUAAAAAGUUUGCCUGAUUUUUUUUCUGUCCUAUUGAUAGUGUGUUAUGUGUGAUGUUUUUCUCUGCAUUAAAAUAAAUCCAUUA